Petromyzon marinus (sea lamprey) is the source of this 3050-nucleotide messenger RNA. The record is from RefSeq and is a predicted model, not a curated record. Lineage: Eukaryota; Metazoa; Chordata; Hyperoartia; Petromyzontiformes; Petromyzontidae.
UUUUUAAAAUCUCGUUUACAAUUCACGUUGAUUUAUAUAUUCCGCGAAUUAAGUGCCGCUGAGUCGUCGUCGUCGUCAACAUCAUCAGUCGUGGUUAAAUCCACUGCUGGAUGGAAGCCUCAAUCGUCAUACGUCGCUAUGCGUUCAUCACGGUGGUCGUUCCCCGCAACGCGUGAACACCAACAACCGAUCCGCGUGGAUCCCUCCUGCACGCGAGUUUAUUUAAAUGUGCUCCAUCUCCACGGCGGUUGUAUCUCCCCUCCGCGAUGGUAUUAAUCUCCGUUGGCUGCAGAUUAUUACGGACAUAGUAUUCGGGAACCGUUUGCCGAUCCCCUUUACUGCGUUUGCAGGUGGUGCAUAUGUAAUACACGACGACGAAUCUCGUCACAUUCGUCAAUAAUAACACUCUGCAUGCCUUAAGAGGAUUAAAAAUAUAUAUGAUAGGUUAAGCUUGACCCAACCGGCUACGUUUUUUUUCCCAAAACGUCUUCGUCGUUAUUCUAGGCCACGUCACCGCCAAACCGGCAAACCUAUGCGUUUCUUCAGCACGGUGCUAGAGAGACACGCGUUGAAACCCCCUUGAUUCAGGGGCCCAUGGGGACGGCCGGUGGAGGCAGGCGGGCCCUCCCGGGCUGGAUGCUCACGGGUCCUGAUGCCCCAGAACACGCUGGCAAGCCAGGAUCGAACCCUGCGGGCAGGGGUAUGCAGACGGCUUCCGGCUCAAAAGGCACGGCACGGAGAGGCAAGACGAGGACAUCCAGGAAAUCAUUCUCCAAGCUCAAAGGUGGCCCUGCUCAACCCAUCUACUGCAUGAGCGAGUCAGAGCUGCUCCACACGGCCCUGCAGUUCCUCCCUGACAUUUCGGACACGGACAGCAAGGAGGCUAUUGAAGUGACUGCUACGGGGACCGAGGAGAGGAAAGGACUGAAGCUGACCACCACCGUGGAACAUUUGCCGAGCGAGUCUCAAGUACUGCUUGGGGGGACAAUGUCCCCCCAUGGACGAGUCUCCAGACCCCCUCUCGAGAGUGAGAUCAGUGGGCUACAGUGCUCCAAUGCCACUCGGCCUAGAGAGGACUCUGUGGAGGAUGACGGCAUGAAUGUUCUCAAGGAAAUAUUUUUCAAGAAAUGAACUGAAAGAAUUGUCUGGCGCUACAUGAUCUGCGUGUUGUCACAAUGGACAGCUGUUAUAUUUCCCGAGCCCAACCCUUGGUGUCUGGAGGAAGGAGCAGGGCCUAAAGAGAAAGAAGCAGUGCCUAAAGAAGAAGGGGCGGGUCCUAACAAGAAAAGAAACGGGGCUGAAUCACAAAGUGGAGGAUGGUGGCGGUCACAGAGAUGAAGGAGUUGGGGCCUAAAGAGGAAGGGGAGGGACCUACAGAGGUUCAACUUUCCCGUUGAUUUCAUAAAAGCAUAGAUUAAAUAAGUGCAACAGGCAGUAUACCUUUAGUACCCCAUAUGCGGCAACAGGUAAACUAGUAUACUUUGAUUAUACCACGCAGACCUCACUUAGCGCUACCUCGUAGAACGUUGAUUCAUUAUUGCGCUCUUUGUCCCGGGGACAUUUUUUUUACAAAAAUGGAUCAAAUCUAAACGAGUGAGAACAUGCAGCGCCGAGGAAACGCACCCGCCACCACCUGUGUUUAUGUUCGCUCAGCCAAUGAGUGCGACGAACACUCUGAGCUCACCAGUUAAAAAAAAAACACACACACACCUGCCCGCCGACAUGUGUAUACUGCGCCUUCGUCUCUGCCUUAUUUUUUGCGUGUUUUAUGAGUAUUUUAGACCCAUAAUGUCUGGAAAAGGCCUGCAAAUGUUAAUGCUGGAAAUGUGGCCAAGGUGUCAAGCAAAAGUAUCCCGUAGGAUGUUAAAAUGCAAGUGAUAAGGCGGGUAGAGGAGGUGUCAGGUGGCUGUGGGUCGUGAGCGACGGGUGGAUGUCCUCGUGAAUACAGUUCAUAAUACUGAUAUUAUAUUCAAACAUUUAAGAAAUGUUUACCAUCCCUAUUAUUUGUGAUAUUACAGAUACCCUAAUGAAGCCCUCAUAUGUUGCUCAUACGUAAGAAAUAACGUUGGGAACUCGACCUCAUAUAUGCACACUGCAGUAAUGACCCCUUUUAGCAAUGGUUGAUUUAGUUCUCACUUCUCCGGGAAUGGCAUCUUGAGCACUAAGCGAGGUCUAAGUGUAAUAAUUUACAGCCCUUUAUCAAUCCACUGGCUGGAAAAAGAGUGCCGUAGUUGUAUCCAUCCUAGAGAUUUUUCAAGAAAGUUUCAUUUGCACAAGAAAAACCCACCUGUACUUAUGCAGAAUAAAAUAGCAUAUCCUGAGUCUGGAAAGUAUGUAUAGGUUAGUAUCUGUGUUGAAUCACAUUUUUUUUAUUUUACCAGCCGAGGCCCACAGAACUAUAUAGCUCUUUUUCAGAAGUGAUCUGGCCACAAAUGAUAGUUCAAUGAAGUGGCUUAUUACGUGGGAAUUUAUUGCAGCAAAAUUCUCUUAAACGCAUGUUUAUAAAUGUGAAGGGGAAAACCGGAGGACCCGGACAAAAAUAUACACAACCCACGGGGAGAACAUGAAAACUCCAAAUAUAGAGGCGCCAGGGUUGGGAUCGAACCCACGACCUGCUGUAUACGAGGCGAGGUAGUUAACAUCUCGCCGCUAUGUCGCACCUCGCCACCGUAUGCACACAGGUAAUGACGUCACCGCCGUUGCAUUAGAUAAAAAAACAUGCUGACACUUUUUGUGCUAAUUCACCACAUCCCCCUUUUUUCACAAAACCACAGCGUCGCGUCUUGCGAAUUUUUUAUAUACAAAUCGCUAUCUCGGCCGUCCAAUGCUUUACUCCCAAGUUAGUAUAGCUUAAAAGAUUCGAGACGCUUUUUAUAGUGCUUAUCCGUUGCACUUUCAAGAGUGCUGUUUGUUGCUGGCCGCUUAGUGUUUUGGGCCUGUGCUCAGCAAACAUGAUUGUUUUUUGUUACAUAGCCCCCAUCCACCUAUUAUGAUGAUGUUGAGGGCGAAUAUUAUUGUGCAGUAAAUGCCACCGUAUAAUUCUGAAUUCA